UUUGAAACCAUUCUGUGGUGAAGCUGAAGGACUUCACCAUGAAGAGAAGUUUUCUCUUUCUUUGGCUGUUGACUUUCUAUUGGAGCAGUAGUCAUGAAGAACAGCUGCAGGACUUCGCGAUUUUAGCAGGUCCUCUAACCAACCAUUUCAUAAAGGAGUUGAAAAGAAAUCCUUCUGCCAGACAGAUUUUGCCAUCUGGAGCUUCAGGUGAUGCAGAUGAUGUCUUUGACUGCAGAGAUUAUCUCCCAACACAAUCCAGGGACUACUUUAUGUACCUGGAGGAAAGAGGGGUGACACAUUUUAAAGUUCCCCUUUCCUGGUUAAGCAUCCUUCCUACUGGUGAUCCCAACCAACCCCAUGAAGAUACAGUGACCUGCUACAUGAGCCUCAUGAAGCUACUGGAUGAAUCAGGCAUCAAACCUGUGAUUGAACUUCAACAUUCUGUACUCCCUGAAGGUCUUAGGAUCAGAUAUAGAGGCUGGGAGAACCCAGAUGUGUGGCAACUCUUUAAGGACUAUGCUGAUUUUGUUUUCUCCAGGUUUGCAGAUCUGGCUGACUCUUACAUUACGUUUAGUCAUGUACAUGAGCUCAAAGAAGUGCAAAUUCAACAUGCUCUCCAAGUUCAUUCAGAUGUGUAUACAAUGUACCAUAAUAUAUAUAAAGGAGUUCGUGUGUCCCUUGGAGUGAGAGAGAGUGAUAUCAGCAGACUUUACAGCGUAGCUCCUAUGGAAAUGAAAAAUAUAGACUUCUUAUCUGUGCACAUGGACUUUAACUGCAAAACCACAUCGAGUCUGAGAGAAGCAUUAACACACAUCCAGGAAACCGUUGGUCGACAAAACAUUCUCAUAUAUCAGAUGAACAUAAAGCAAUGUGCUGACAGCAGUUUUCAACCUCUCAGUAGUGUCCUUGAAGUUUUUAGAUACCCAGAGAUUCACAUUGUUGGGUGUGACAUUACUGACUUGUUUUUAGAGCACACUGCUAUACAUGCGAGUUUGCAGAGUGAUGACCAAAAAUCUGACAACAAGAAGAGAAGUAAAUCUACAUUUUCUUACCAAAAGGUGUGGGAGAAAUUCAGAACAGAGACUACAUCUGAGAGGGAUCUUUUGCUGAAUGACUCAUUCCCAAAAGGAUUCCAAUGGGCAGUUUCCACUGAGUCAUUCAAGGUAGAAGGUGGUUGGUCAAAAGAUGGAAAAGGGAAGACUGUCUGGGACCGUUUUGGACAUGAUGGCCAUGUCUUUAAUAACCAGACUGCUGAUAUUGCAUGUGACAGCUACCACAAGGUGGACUAUGAUGUGUACCUGCUUAGGGGCAUGAUGUUACCCAAUUAUCAGUUUUCUAUUUCUUGGGCCCGAAUUUUCCCCACUGGUCAAAAAGAAAGCUUAUUAGAAAAAGGAGCCUUGUACUAUGACAAGCUGAUUGACACACUGCUAAAUUCAGGUAUAGAGCCUACAGUCACCUUACAUCACUGGGACAUGCCGCAAUCCCUGCAGGACCAAGGGGGUUGGACAAAUGAGUCAAUUGUGGUGGCAUUCAAAGACUUUGCUGAUUUCUGCUUCUCCAGAUAUGGGGACCGUGUAAAGACAUGGAACACUUUCAGCAGUCCCUGGGUAGUUAGCAACUUAGGGUAUGGCACAGGUGAACAUCCUCCAUCAAUCAAAGACCCAACUGUUGCUUCUUACCAGGUGACGCACAACAUGAUAAAAUCUCAUGCAGAGGCCUGGCAUGUCUACAAUGAUAAAUACCGGAUGAAACAGGGUGGAAGAGUAGGUAUUGCUCUCAACUCAGAUUGGGCUGAACCAAAAGAUUCUGCCAGUCUUCAGGAUGUAGAGGCUGCGGAGCGCUACCUGCACUUUAUGCUAGGAUGGUUUGCUCACCCUAUCUUUGUAGACGGAGACUAUUCAGCUUUGCUGAGGAAUCAGAUCAGUAAGAAAACAGUUGCUUGUGGUAAUGAAGUGGCCAAACUCCCUGUCUUUACAGAAGCUGAGAAAACGAGAAUCAAAGGUACGGCUGAUUUUUUUGGGCUUAACCACCACACUUCCCGACUUGUCAGUGAAAGCAAAGGCAGUUGUCUCCCUGGACCAGAUAAUGUUGGGGAUUUUCAGCCUCAUAUUGACCCGAAUUGGCCUACCACAGCAUCAAGCCAGAUUCAGUCAGUGCCAUGGGGUCUUCGCCGUUUGCUGAACUAUAUUGCGACCGAAUACAUAGCAAUCACCAAUGUACCUAUUUACAUCACUGGAAAUGGAAUGCCAACUGAGUACAACAAGGAUUUGCUCAAUGACACGCUACGUAUAGACUUCCUUAAGUCAUACAUCAAUGAGGCCUUAAAAGCUAUCCACAAUGACAGCAUUGACGUGCAGAGGUUCACUGUACAGUCCCUAAUAGAUGGAUUUGAGGGUCCUCAAGGUUAUAGUCAAAGAUUUGGUCUCCAUUAUGUUAACUUUGAGGAUCCCAAUAGACCCAGAACUCCAAAAGCUUCAGCUUACUAUUUAUCCCAGUUAAUCAGAAGAAACGGGUUUAUAGAAACUAGUGCAAAACCUUUUAGACAAAUUACUGGUAAAGCAAUUAAAAGUUCAUUGCGUUCUAGCCUACCACCAUCGGAAGUUCCAUCCAAAUCAAAAGUUGUCUGGGAGAAGUUCUCACAACAAUCCAAAUUUCAGAAGAAUCUUUACCACUAUGGGACAUUUCCAGAAGGAUUCCAAUGGGGUGUUUCAUCCUCAGCCUACCAAAUUGAAGGCGCCUGGGAUGCAGACUGGAAAGGGCCUAGUGUGUGGGAUAAUUUCACUCACCAACCUAAUAACAUUAAAAAUAAUGACAAUGGUGAUGUGGCUUGUGACAGCUAUAAUAAAAUAGAGGAGGAUCUGUACAUGUUGAGAGCUCUGAAAGUAAAGACUUAUAGAUUCUCCUUAUCUUGGCCUAGACUAUUUCCCAGUGGUUUUAGAGAUUCCUUAAACAAGAUGGGAAUUGACUAUUACAACAAAUUAAUAAAUGGUCUUAUUGCAAAUAAUAUCACACCGAUGGUGACACUCCAUCACUUUGAUCUUCCACAAGCUCUUCAAGACAUCAACGGCUGGGACAAUGUCACUAUGAUUGACAUAUUCAAUGACUUUUGUGACUUCUGUUUUGAAAGCUUUGGAGACAGAGUAAAGUUUUGGAUGACCUUUAAUCAACCCCAUACAAUUGCCUGGGUAGGCCAUGGAUUGGGAAUUUUUCCCCCUGGUAUCAAAAAACCUGCAGAUGCCCCUUAUAGGAUAGCGCAUAAUCUUUUAAAAGCACAUGCUAAAGCAUACCACACAUAUGAUGAGAAAUACCGGAAAACACAACAUGGUCAGGUGUCCAUUAGUCUCAAUGCUGACUGGAUUGAACCUAAAGAUGUAAAUGUACCGCGAGAGGUGAUGGCUGCUGAUCGAGCCCUCCAGUUUCAGCUUGGAUGGUUUGCUCAUCCUAUCUUCAAAAAUGGAGACUAUCCUGAUUCCAUGAAAUGGCAAGUGGGUAACAAGAGUGAAAUUCAAGGCUUAGCUGAAUCCAGGUUGCCAUCUUUCACUGACGAGGAGAAAGCGUAUAUUCAAGGCACCGCUGAUGUCUUCUGCAUUAAUGCCUACACUACAAAAAUGGCACAUCAUGUGACCGCUAAACUUUCCCCUAAAUCCUAUGAGUAUGAUCAGGACAUUGCUAUAGGCGAUGUGUCAGACUCUCAAGUCACUGCAAUGAAACAAUUCAGAGCAGCAGCUUGGGGACUGAGAAGACUUCUAAACUGGAUAAAGGAAGAGUAUGGGGACCCAGAAAUUUACAUAACUGAGAAUGGAGUGGCUACAGAUACUGGGACAACAGUUGAUGACACUGAUAGAAUAUUUUUCCUCAAGACCUACAUUGAUGAAGCACUUAAAGCACAAAACUUGGAUGGAGUCCGACUUAAAGGUUUUACAGUUUGGUCUGUAAUGGAUGCUUUUGAAUGGCUUAAUGGGUACAGUUUAGUCUUUGGACUUCACCAUGUGGAUUUCAAACACCCAGAUAGACCAAGGACUCCAAAACGCAGUGCUCAUUAUUAUUAUCAAAUAGUCAGAGACAAUGGUUUUCCGCUACCGAAUGAGGAAAAACCAUUGUAUGGUCAUUUCCGUGAAGGAUUUGCAUGGAGUGUAGCUACUGCAUCUUAUCAGAUUGAGGGAGGCUGGAGAGCAGAUGGAAAAGGUGUGAGUAUCUGGGACACGUUUGCACAUACACCUCUUAGGGUGGGAAAUGAUGACAAUGGAGACAUUGCCUGUGAUAGCUACAAUAAAAUCACUGAGGACGUUGAAGCACUAAAAAGACUCAAGGUCAACCAUUACCGUUUCUCCAUAUCAUGGCCAAGAAUUCUGCCUGACGGAACUACUAGAAAAAUUAACCAGGCUGGCUUGGAUUAUUACCACCGACUGGUGGAUGCACUUUUGGCAGUCAAAAUAAAGCCUCAGGUCACAUUGUAUCACUGGGACCUCCCUCAAGCUUUGCAGAAUGUGGGUGGGUGGGAGAAUGAUACCAUCGUUGAAAGGUUUAAGGAUUAUGCCAAUGUUGUCUACAAAAGUUUAGGAGAUAAAGUAAAAUUUUGGAUCACAAUUAAUGAACCCUAUAAUGUAGCAAAUAUUGGACAUGGUUACGGCACUGCUGCACCAGGUAUAAGUUUUAGGCCUGGUACAGCGCCUUAUAUAGUGGCUCACAAUCUCCUUAAGGCCCACGCUGAGGCUUGGCAUCUGUACAAUGACAACUACAAAGCCAAACAAGCUGGCAUCGUUGGAAUCACCAUCAACUCUGACUGGGCAGAGCCUAGAAACCCAUACAAAGAAGAGGAUUAUGAUGCAGCCAUUCGUGUUGUGGAGUUCCAGAUUGGCUGGUUUGCUCAUCCUGUAUUUAAUGGCGAUUACAGUGAUGUGAUGAAGAAUAGAAUUCGAGAGAGGAGUUUGGCCGCUGGACUACCCAAAUCACGCCUUCCAGAAUUUACCCCAGAAGAGGUGAAAAGGAUAAAAGGCACUUAUGAUUACUUUGGGUUCAAUCAUUACACCACUGUGCUGGCUUUUAACCUGGAUUACAAGAAACUUCAACACUAUGAUGCAGACAGGGGGGUGGGAACUAUCCAUGACCGUUCAUGGCUGGAUUCUGGAUCUUCCUGGUUGAAAGUGACCCCCCCUGGAUUCAGAACAAUUUUGAACUUCAUCAAGAAACAGUAUGGAAACCCUCCUAUUUACAUUACUGAGAAUGGAAUUUCCGAAAGAGGAAACAUGGACCUGAAUGACAUUCACCGAAUCCACUACUAUGAAAACUACAUUAAUCAGGCUCUAAAAGCUUAUUUGUUGGAUGGAGUAGAUAUACGUGGCUAUACAGCCUGGACAUUAAUGGACAAUCUGGAGUGGGCCACUGGUUUUGCUGAGAAAUUUGGUUUAUUUUAUGUAAAUCGUUCUGACCCGUCCCUACCACGUAUAGCCAAGAAGUCUGCUGCACACUAUGCAACCAUUAUCAAUUGCAAUGGCUUCCCAGAUCCUUCAGAGGGACCACAUGAAUGUCAAAACCUUGAACCUGAAAUUGGAGGAACAAGCUCACCCCAAACACUUCCCCCCAUUCCUGAUGAGGAGGUGAGGGUGAGUUUUCUUGGUUUAAAUGUAUCACCCUCAGAUGCUGAAGUGGCCCUGUAUAUCCUCCUCAGUCUAACCAUUGCAGGUGUGAUCACAGCUGCUCUCAUGACCUACAGAUUCAUUAAGUCAAAAAAACACAGAAAAGACUCUAUGCAGGAACACAUAAACCUUGAGCAGAAAUUGUGAUAAAACUCUACUCUAUUUCUGGGGUUGUUUCCAUGGUAACUUUGGCUCAAUUCCAAGUCUGGUAGAGAUGGUUUAUAAAUGUGUAUGUCCAGAACAAAAAAAUGCAUUGUUGGGAUGUUUCUUGCCAAGUGAUAAAUUGUUGGAUUUCUUAAUAUUAGAAUUUUGCUGUGUUUUUAUUUGUAAUGUGCCUUGCUGAUCUAAACUUAUUUGCUUACACAUAGUAAAAAAAAAACUGUUUGAAACUGUAAA
This is a messenger RNA of Silurus meridionalis, 6032 nucleotides long. Its product is annotated as lactase-phlorizin hydrolase. Lineage: Eukaryota; Metazoa; Chordata; Actinopteri; Siluriformes; Siluridae. Bases 39 to 5783 code for a protein of 1914 amino acids. Gene Ontology annotation, molecular function: hydrolase activity, hydrolyzing O-glycosyl compounds. The transcript has 17 exons. The record is from RefSeq and is a predicted model, not a curated record. Gene Ontology annotation, biological process: carbohydrate metabolic process.